Molecule: messenger RNA, 11544 nt
Organism: Acanthochromis polyacanthus (spiny chromis)
Lineage: Eukaryota; Metazoa; Chordata; Actinopteri; Pomacentridae
Gene: svep1
Product: sushi, von Willebrand factor type A, EGF and pentraxin domain containing 1
Molecular function (GO): calcium ion binding
Source: RefSeq, a predicted model, not a curated record
AAUCGCUGAAGGAAAACAGGACGGCAGAGAGAGAGAGAAGGGGAAAGAGGGAGAGACCGAAGAGAUGUCGAAAAAGUGGCUCAGUGAAAGUGUGCGCGAUUCCCCGUGGAGCAGGAAGAAAUAGACGGAUCCAAAGUACUCUUUAGCACCAUCAUGGACUACUUGUCUGCUGGUCCUGUGCAUCCUGAACGUAUGGACCACAGCUUGGCCGGCUGCACAGCAAUCCCAAACGCAGCUGAAGCCUCGCCGAUCCAGACAGAUGUCACCCCUAUCCUCCUCGUCGUCAGCUGGCAACCUGUCAGAAAGCGCCGAGAGCAAAGUGGAGCGCCUCGGCCAGGCGUUCAAGCGAAAUGUCCGUGAGCUACGUGAGAAAAGCUCCUGCUUGGACCUGGUCUUCCUGGUGGACGAGUCUUCAAGCGUGGGGGCCAAUAACUUCCUGAGUGAGUUGAGGUUUGUUCGCAAGAUGUUGUCUGACUUCCCUGUCGCGCCGGAGAACACGCGGGUAGCGUUGGUGACCUUCUCAUCCAAGACCCAUGUAGUGACGAGGGUGGACCACAUCACAGCGCCCAAGUCCCACCAGCACAAGUGCUCCUUGUUCAACCAGGAGAUCCCGGCCAUCAACUACAGAGGAGGGGGCACCUACACAAAAGGAGCCUUCCAAAGGGCAGCGCAAAUCCUUCGUCACUCCCGUGGUAACGCCACCAAGGCCAUUUUCCUCAUCACUGAUGGCUACUCUAAUGGUGGAGACCCUCGCCCAGUGGCGGCAGCCCUGAGGGAACGUGGCGUUGAGAUCUUCACAUUGGGCAUCUGGCAGGGAAACAUCAGGGAGCUCCACGACAUGGCCUCAAACCCCAAGGACCAGCACUGCUACCUGGUGCACAACUUCGCAGAGUUUGAGGCUCUGGCUCGUCGCGCUUUGCAUGAAGACCUCCCUACAGGUAGCUACAUCCAGGAGGAUCUGUCGCGCUGCUCAUCUCUGUGUGAAGCGGGCAAAGACUGCUGUGACCUGAUGGCCAGCUGUAAGUGCGGCACACACACCGGACAAUACGACUGCAUCUGUGAGAAGGGAUACUACGGCAAGGGUCUCCAGCAUGAAUGCACAGCUUGUCCACCAGGCACCUAUAAACCAGAGGGAACACCAGGAGGUCUGAGCACCUGCCUGUCAUGUCCCGACUCCCAGCACACCUCGCAGCCUGGUAGCACCUCCGUGGACGACUGUGUCUGCAAGCCGGGCUACCAGCCGGUUGGCAUGACCUGCCAGGUGGUGUACUGUCCAGCGUUAUCUCCUCCAGAAAAUGGCUUUUUCAUCCAGAAUGUAUGCAACAACCACUUCGAUGCAGCCUGUGGCGUGCGAUGCCAGCCGGGUUUUGACCCUCAGGGAUCCAGCAUUAGACUGUGCCAGGCUGACGGCACCUGGUCAGGUACACCAGCCAGCUGCAAAGUACGCUCCUGUCCGCCUCUCUCUCGACCUCAGCAUGGCUUCCUGAGGUGCAGCGACGGCGGCGCCUCCUACAGGGCGGAGUGUCAGGUGGGCUGCGAUCGAGGCUACAGAUUGGAGGGAGACUCCAGACUCACCUGUCAAGCGAGCUCCCAGUGGAGUGGACCGCAACCUCGGUGUGUGGAGGUGCGUUGUCCCCCCAUCGUGGCCCAAAAGAACAUCUUGCUGUCGCCCCCUGCCUGUGGGAAGAGGGCAGUGUCGCCGGGCUUCGUUUGCCUGCUCAGCUGUCGUCAAGGUUACAGUCUCCAGGGGAACAGGAAGGCGGUGUGCCUGGGCUCUGGGAACUGGACCGCUAACGUCCAUAAAGCUGUCUGUACAGAUGCUGAGCCACCGUGGCUCCAGUGCCCAACAGAUAUUGUUGCAGAGACGGAUGAGCGACGCGGCACCGCCAACGUCAGCUGGGACGUCCCAGCAGCCACUGACAACUCUAAAGAAGAGGUGGUGGUGCAGGUUAAACCAGUCUACAGUCCUCCCCAGCUGUUACCCAUCGGAAGGGAAGCCAUUACCUACAUUGCGACGGACCGCUCUGGGAACCAGGCCAACUGCUCCUUUACAGUCACUGUCAUCGAUACGGAGCCUCCAUUCAUUGACAGGUGCAGGUCGCCGCCAGCAGUCCAGGCCACGAACACGGAGACGCCAGUCGUUUGGGAGGUGCCACAGUUUUCCGACAACUCAGGUGGUCGCCUCACUGUAACCAGUAGCCAUAGUCCAGGCUCUCUGUUCCCAGUAGGAGAGACGCUGGUCCAGUACACUGCUACUGAUGCAGCAGGAAACAGCCGCACAUGCAACCUUACUGUGUCUGUGCAAGGAACAACUUGUGAACAGCCGUAUGUCCCAGUGAAUGGAGACUUCAUCUGCACUGAGGAGGAGGAGGGAGUUAACUGCACUCUGCACUGUAAGGACGGUUAUAGCUUCACUCAGGAUGCGGUCCACAGCUACUUCUGCGCCUACAACGGUGUGUGGGAGCCUCCCUACUCUUCGGACAGACCAGACUGCUCUUUGAACCGAAUAGCAAACAAUGGGUUUAAGCCCUUUGAGAUGCUGUUUAAAGCAUCUCGCUGUGAUGAUGUGGACCUGGUCAAGUCUUUUGCUGGGGAGUUCAACACCAAACUGGGAGGAAUGCUUCCCAACAUCUGUAGCAGCGAUGAUGUAACCUGCAAACUGGAGGUGAUGUCACAGGGUCAUUGUCUGGAGUACAAUUACGAUUAUGAGAACGGAUUUUCUAUUGCACCAGGGGGUUGGAGCAACAGCUGGGGUCCUCAGGGUGCCCAGGAUUAUGCCUACUUUGAGUCCGGCUUUGCCACAGGCAGCCGGCAGCUCCCCAGCCGACAGCAAGACCGCAGCGUGCAACCCCAGCAUCGCACCAAGAGGCACAGAAAGAUCACAGGCCCCACCAGAGACCAGAAGAUCCAGAUCUUUUUCAACAUCACAGCAAGCAUCCCUCUGCCCCUGUCGAGGAACGACUCAAUUGAAGUGGCCAAUCAGAAAAGGCUCCUGCGGACUCUGGAGCAGCUUACCAACAGACUGAAGCGAACACUGGCCAAGCAGCCGCUGUCCAGCUUCCACGUGUCCUCCGAGAUGAUUGUAGCUGAUCCCAAAUCACUGGAGAGCAAGAAAGCGUCUCUCUACUGCAGGCCGGGCUCAGUGCUCAAAGGCAGAAUGUGUGUCCAAUGUCCAGUGGGAACAUACUUUUCUCUGGAAUAUAAUGAAUGUGAGAGCUGCUGGCUGGGCUCCUACCAGGACCAGGAAGGUCAGCUGGAGUGCAAGUCCUGUCCUGAAGGAACCUCCACAGCCUAUCUUCACUCCCGCAGCAUAAACGAGUGCAAAGGGCAGUGUAAGCCCGGCAGCCACUCUCUGAACGGGUUGGAGAUCUGUGAGUCAUGCCCGCUGGGUCACUUCCAGCCUGGUUUUGGCGCCAGGGAGUGUCUGGUCUGCCCUGACGAGACUUCCACCGUCACGAGAGGCGCAGUGGACGAGGCUGAGUGUGGAGUCCCCUGUUCAGCAGGUCAUUUCUCUCGCACUGGUCUGGUUCCUUGUUACCCUUGUCCUAGAGAUUACUACCAGCCCGAACAUGGCCGCUCCUUCUGCCUCUCCUGUCCCUUCUAUGGAACCACCACGAUUACCGGGGCCACCACCAUACAGCACUGCUCCAGUUUUGGCUCCAGCUUUCUUCCAAAGGAGGAGAGUGUAACUGCUGCUCCAGAGGUGGAGGUCAGUGAGGACUACCAAGCCAGCAGUCAGGUUUUCCAUGAGUGCUUCCUGAAUCCAUGUCAGAAUAAGGGGACUUGUGAGGAGGUUGGAGCAGGAUAUGUCUGCACCUGCAUGCCUGGGUUCACAGGUGCCAAGUGUGAGGUUGACAUAGACGAGUGCGACUCUGCUCCAUGCCAGAAUGGAGGCCUAUGUAAGGACGGUAUGGGAGACUUCCAGUGUCAGUGCAAGCCUGGAUUUUUAGGCUCUUUGUGCGAGGCGGAGGUAAACGAGUGCGUCUCCUCCCCCUGUCUGAACGAAGGUGUGUGUCUGGACGAGGUCAACAAGUUCAAAUGCAGCUGUGCCGACGGCUUCACAGGAUCUCGUUGUGAGCUGGAAAUCAACGAGUGCCUGUCCAACCCCUGUCUGAAUGGAGGUGUGUGCGAGGACUUGACAGGUGGCUACAGCUGUAAUUGUGCCGUCGGAUUCUCAGGGGAUCGCUGUGAGAUCAACAUUGAUGAAUGUUACAGCACUCCCUGUCUGAACGGAGGCUCGUGUCUGGACGCUGUUAACAAUUUCAGGUGUCAGUGUGUGGAGGGCUACCGAGGCCGGCUGUGUGAGGUGGAUGUGGACGAGUGUGAUCCUAACCCCUGUGUGAACGGGGCCAGCUGCUUCGAUGGUUUGGGGGCCUACACCUGCCGCUGCCUCCCUGGGUUCAACGGAACCAGGUGUGAGACAGAGAUGUCCUCUGCCUUCAACUUGGACUUUGAGGUGUCUGGUAUCCAUGGUUACGUGAUGAUGGACGGAGUGAUGCCGGCGCUGACAGAAAUCACCUGCACCUUCUGGAUGAGAUCAGUGGACACCACCAACUAUGGCACACCUGUGUCCUACGCUGUGGAGGGCAGUGACAACGCUUUCCUUCUGAUAGACUACAACGGGUGGGUGCUGUAUGUGAAUGGUAAGGAGCGGGUCACUGACUGCCCUGCAGUGAACACGGGUCAGUGGUACCAUAUCGGGGUGUCCUGGAGGAGCUGGGAUGGCGACUGGAGAAUCUACAUCAAUGGGAAGCCCUCAGACGGAGGCAAAGGCCUGUCAGUCGGCACCACUAUCCCAGGUGGAGGGGCGCUAGUAUUAGGUCAGGACCAGGAUCAGAGGGGGGAGGGCUUCAAUCCUGUGGAAUCUUUCGUUGGUUCCAUCAGCCAGCUCAACAUCUGGGAUCGUGUUCUCACACCACAGCAGAUUAAGGUCCUGGCCAGCAGCUGUCCUGCCUCCCAUGUGACCCACAGAGGGAACGUCCUCGCCUGGCCUGACUUCCUCAAUGGGGUGGUGGGCCGAGUCAAAGUAAACCUCAACAGCAUUUUCUGUGCUGAGUGCCCUAAGCUGGAAAACGCCGUGCCACACCUGCAUGUCUCCUCUGUGGAGGUGAGCCCUGGUGCACAGGUUCAGCUGUCCUGUGAUCCCGGUUUCUACCUGGUGGGGGAGCCAGUGCUGCAGUGCCAAAAUAAAGGAGAGUGGAGUCACCCCCUGCCCAGCUGUGAACGAGUGUCCUGCGGACCUCCUCGUCCUCUGGAGAAUGGCUUGUUUCAGGGGACGGACUUCCAUGCUAGUAGCUCUGUGGUCUAUCAGUGUAAUGCCGGCUUUUACUUGCUGGGAGAUGCCAAGGUGCACUGCACCAACAGCGGCAAGUGGGGAGGAAAUGCACCGGCCUGCUUGGAUAUGGAUGAGUGUGCUCUGGGGUCUGACUGUGAUAAUCAUGCCAGCUGUCAGAACACAGACGGCUCCUACACCUGCACCUGUAUUCACCCGUACAGUGGAGAUGGCAAAAACUGCACAGAGCCAGUAAAGUGUGAGAAUCCUGGAGCUCCAGAGUUUGGUCACAGAGACGGCAGCAACUUCCUGAUGGGCAACGAGGUUCUGUUCGGCUGCAGUGACGGCUACGAGCUGAUUGGUUCGUCUCGACUCCAGUGCCUGGAUACAGGGAGCUGGGACGAUGUUGUUCCAUACUGCAGAGCCCUGUCCUGUCCAGCACCGACUGUUCCAGAGAACUCCAUCAUGAAGGGAAGCAACUUCACCUAUGGAAGCAAGGUGACUUUCAGCUGUAAAAAGGGCUACCUGCCUCAGAUCCCCUAUGAAUUCCAGUGUCUGACUAGUCUGAGGUGGAGCGGGACACCACCCAUGUGUCAUCCAGUGACCUGUGGGAGCCCACCAACUGUAGAAAACGCAGACUACAGCCUUGAUUUAAACACAUACAUGUCCACUGUCAGAUAUACCUGCACUGAGGGAUACAGACCACAGGGUUCCAUGGAAGUGGUUUGCGAAGCGACAGGGGAGUGGAGCAGACCUGUACCUCGCUGUGUGAGCGUCCUGUGCAGCGAGCCACCAACCCUGAGAGAUGCUGUGACUGUAGGAGAGAACUAUGAACUGGGAAACAAGGUGCACUAUGUCUGCAAAGAAGGCUACACUCUGAUUGGCCCAGAAACCAGAGAAUGUCUAUCAACUGGCCAAUGGAGUGAAAGCUCUGCCCAGUGCGUCCCUCGCUCCUGCGGCCCUCCGCCUGCCAUCGACCACGCUGAGCCCUAUGAGAGCCACCAGCUGUUCGGAGACACUGCAAACUACUACUGCACUGAUGGAUACGUUGCUGGAAACAACUCUAAGAUGAUUUGCAACGCUCAGGGCGUGUGGGCGCCACCUGAUGGCAUGGAGGCCCCUCGCUGCAUUGCAAACUUCUGCCUACGUCCGCCUGACCUCCCCCAUGCCAUUUUAGAUUCAGUCAACAAACCUAAAUAUGCUAGCAACACUGAAGUGAGCUAUAAAUGUGAAGAGGGCUUCAUGCUUAACACCACAGCCACGCUCAGGUGCCUGAUGGGAGGAGAGUGGGAGCCUUCGCCUUAUGAUAUCGGCUGUGUGCCUGUGAGGUGCUCCAAGCCUGACAGCAUUGAUCGGGGCUAUGUGAUUGGGACAAACUACAGUUUUGGAGCUGUUGUGGCAUACAGCUGCAAUUCAGGCUUCCUGAUCCGAGGGGAGAAGAGGAGAACCUGCAAGGCCAAUGGAGAGUGGGGGGGAGCUCUGCCUAUUUGUGUACCUGUGUCCUGCUCAUCUCCUCCACCACUUAGGAAUGGAUACAUUCAGGUCAGAAGUCGAUUCACAUUCACCAGCAAGGUGACAUAUGCCUGUAAUGCCGGCUACAGGCUGAUUGGCCAUCCAGAGCGAAGUUGUCAAUCCAACCGCCAGUGGUCCAACCACGACCCUCCCGCUUGUGUCCUUUUAACCUGCGAUCCUCCUCCUGACAUCGUCCAUGGACACUACAAAGGCUCGGAGUUCCAGGUGGGACGCAAAGUGCAGUAUGUCUGUGAUGAGGGUUAUGAGCUGGCUGGUGAUGCCAUCUGGACCUGUCUGAAGUAUGGAAAGUGGGACAAGUCGAGACGUCCACGCUGCUCACCAGUCCAGUGUCCAGAGCCACCGCUGGAGGAGAACCACCUGGUCCUGAAGGGCUUAGACUCUGAAUCUGGAACAGUUGAACUGUCCUGUGAGGAUGGCUACGUCCUGGAGGGGGCUCGGAUCCUCCGCUGCACCCCGUCUCAGGAGUGGAACGACACCUUUCCAGUGUGUAAACAAGUAUUUUGUGGUUCACUGCCAGAGGUGUCUUUUGGUGGCCCUUCCUCGUCCUCUCCCCCAUUUCCUUUCAGCUCUGUGGUAACUUACACCUGUAUGGAUGGCUUUACUUUAAGAAAAGAAGGCUCUGUGUCUUGUCUAGCUAACGGGCAGUGGAGCGCUCCUUACCCAGAAUGCAUCCCAGUUGAAUGUCCUCAGCCUGUAGAGAUUUCUAAUGGUAUUGUCGAUGUUCAGGGUCUGAUGUACCUCAGCAAAGCACUGUAUAGCUGUAAGACCGGAUAUAACUUAGUGGGAAACUUCACUGUCCUCUGUGGAGAGAAGGGACUGUGGAUCGGUGGGGUGCCUUCUUGCCGUCCAAUUGAAUGCUCAGUCCCUAAACAGAUAGCCAAUGGAAAAGUGGUUUAUACAAAGCUCCAGUUUGGUAACAGUGCUACUUACUCUUGUCGUCGUGGUUACCGCCUCCAAGGCCCAGAGACUCUGAAAUGCCUGGCCAGUGGAGAAUGGGACAUUGAGUCACCUGCUUGUGUGCAGAUAUCAUGCACUCCACCCCAGCCAAUUGAAAGUGGUUUUGUAGAGGGCCAGGAUCAUAGUUUUGGUGUCACUAUUUUCUACAGCUGUUUUCCUGGCUUCCAGCUAGUGGGCCAGGACCACCUAACAUGUGAGGAGUUUGGUUGGUCAAGCUCUGUUCCUGUCUGUGUACCCUCAGACUGUGGCCUGCCUCCUCACAUUGACUUUGGGGAAUAUGUCCGGGUGACAGACCGGGGAGAUGGAUCUGGUACUGCUUCUAAAGACACUGAACCAGUCUCUACACAUAUGGACUUGAACUUCCUUCAUGGGACACUGAUUGAGUACCACUGCCACAAAGGUUACGACCUCACACGCCACACCAGGUUGGUGUGUCAGGAGGAUGGAGGAUGGAACGGCACCGCCCCAUCAUGUGUCCCAGCAGAGUGCGAAACACCGCCUAGCCCAGAGCAUGGCUGGGUGAAUGUAACUGAUGCGUCCCUCGGCAGUAUGGUCAGAUAUACUUGUGAGGAAGGAUACGAGCUGGACGGGGAGCCUGAGAGACAUUGCGUAUCGGGUCGACUGUGGACUAAUGACGCCCCAGUUUGUCGGCCUGUUUCCUGUGGUGAUCCAGGAGUGAUUGCAAAUGGCACAGCUCAUGGAGGUGAAUUUGUUUAUCCGCAGGUGCUACACUAUGAGUGUAGUCCUGGGUUUGUCCUAAAGGGCAGUGACACUAUUGCCUGUCAGGCAGAUGGAAAGUGGAAUGGUAAGAAACCACAGUGUGAACCAGUGUCCUGUGGUCCUCCUAAAAUCCCCAGUGAUAUUACAUUUAAAGGCAAAGAGUACACCUAUAAUAGUGAAAUAGAACUGAGCUGUCAGCCUGGUUUUCUCUUAAAAGGGAAGUCUGUAACUGUUUGCCAGGCUGACGGCACAUGGAGCCACCAGUCUCCUACCUGUGUACCAGCCCGCUGUGGGAAGCCCUCUCCAAUACCCAAUGGGAGCGUGUUGGGGUCAGAGUUUGGCUACAACAGCAAGGUAAAGUAUGAAUGUGAUGAGGGAUACGUGCUCAAAGGAGAUUCUACACGUGUUUGUCAAUCAGAUGGACUUUGGGACAAACUGCCACCCCGCUGUGACAUCAUUAGCUGUGAUCCACCUGAGGACAUCAGUCACGGCUUCCUGAAUGGCUCCAGCUUCAACUACGACGACGUGGUGGAGUAUGUUUGCUUCGACGGCUACGAGGCAGUGGGGGAUCCCAUCCUGCGGUGCUCCGCUCAAGGCCUCUGGGUGGGCAGCGUGCCCCAAUGCCAGCCCUGCGUCUGCAACCUCCCUGUAGUGAAAUUCGGGGUGGUUCUUGGCCAGGACCGUGCCUGUGGAGACCGAGUGCACUUCCAGUGUGACGACGGCUACAAGCUGCUGGGUCCCUCUCAGGCGGUGUGUGAGAAGGGAGGUGUGUGGAGCCCCGGGGUGCCCGUGUGUGGCCGGGGGAGGUGCAGUGUCGCCCCGCCGACAGUCCUUAAUGCUGUCUUGCAGGGCGGCAGUGCCACCUUCCCAGACACGGCCAUUUACAGGUGUCGACCGGGCUACCAGCAAAAGGGGUACCCACACCUCUCCUGUGGAAGAGACGGCAGGUGGGGGGAACCCAGGAUCAGCUGUGAGCCUGUGAGCUGUGGAAAACCACCAGCUGUAGCCCAUGCUCAGGUGGAGGGAGACUUCUUUACCUUCCCAAACCAGGUCACUUAUAGGUGUGAUGAUGGAUAUAAACUGGCCACACAGACAGAUUUCCUUGCCUGUCAGACUGACGGCACCUGGUCCAAACACAACAUUCGAUGCCGCCCCACCCCCUGCCUGCUACCUACCAACGUCUCCAUCCCCCAACUCGCAAUCACUGGGAAGGAGUUGACUCCUGUCGGGGGCACCAUCACUCUCUCCUGCCCUCCUGGCUUCUACCUGCAGGGGUCAGCGUUGGCAGAGUGUCAGGUUGGUGGAAGCUGGGCUCCAAGCAUCAUGUCAGUUUCCUGUGAGAUGGUGGUGUGCGAGAAACCCCCUCCUCUUCUUCAUGGUUUAAUUGAGGGGGACAGCUACAACUAUGGAGACUUUGUCAUGUACUCCUGUCUACCUGGAUUUGACAUAAAGGGAGACUCUAUCCAGACCUGCCAGGGAGACAGAACAUGGAGCGGCACGCAGCCAGUGUGUGUUGUCUCCUCAGCACAUUCCUGCGGGCCUCCUCCCACUGUGAAAAAUGCACAGGUCCAGAUGACAGCAGAGCCUCACUCACACAAUGUGAGCUAUGUGUGUAACUCUGGGCUGCAGCUGGUCGGCCCAAGGACUCUCGUCUGUCUGGCCAAUGGCUCGUGGAGUCUGCCAGCACCUACGUGUGAAGUCGCGAGAGGCUGCGACAGCCCCAAACAGAUGCUACACGGCAAAGUACAGGAACACAACCUGAACACUGGGCGUGCUGUGGAGUUCCAGUGUGAUAAAGGCUACAGGCUGGUGGGAGACUCUCUGGUGGUGUGUAUGGGGGGCCACGCCUGGAGCUCCACUUUCCCCACCUGCCAGCCUAAGUCUUGCCCGGCUCCUCCAGGCUGGAAGCAGGACAGUAGCGGGAACGGAUCCCCGCAGGAGUUUCAUGUUGGACAGUCAGUCCGUGUUACCUGCGCCAAAGGGCAGCAGGCGAAAGGCAGCGGCACCAUCACCUGCAGGCCAGACCAGACCUGGAGCCCCAUCAGCUCUGUGUGCGAAAGGGUGUCCUGUGGCCCCCUCCAUGUGGCCAAUGGGGUGGUGCGGGGGGCGGUGUUCCAGUUCGGGGACGUGGCAGUGUACUCGUGUUUUGGCGGCUACGCCAUGGAGGGCGUUGGAAGGAGCAGGUGUCUGGAGAACGGCACCUGGACGCCGCCUCCCACAUGCAGAGCGGUGUGUUGGCUGCAGUGUCAGAAUGGAGGAGUGUGUCAGCGGCCCAACACCUGCUCCUGCCCCGAGGGCUGGAUGGGCCGACUUUGUGAGGAGCCUAUCUGCAUCCUGCCAUGCCUGAAUGGAGGCCGCUGUGUGGCACCCUACCAGUGUGAGUGUCCCACCGGGUGGACGGGAACACGCUGUCACAGUGCUGUGUGUUCGUCGCCCUGCCUGAAUGGAGGCAGAUGCAUCAGGCCGAACAGAUGUAGCUGCACGUCAGGUUGGAGUGGACACGACUGCUCCAGGAAGAGGAAAUCGGUGUACUAUCACUUCUAAAAGGUUCCACUCUGCUCCAUGUGAAUCAUCUUAUGAAGGGAAUUCUUGUAUAGUUAACUGACACACUUGUAAACCAUUCACUCAUCUCUCUCUGCAAAGGCGACGCAAGAACCAUUUUGUAAAAUAAAGCUGUAUUUUUUCAUAUAGAGACUCAACAGUAUUAAACAUAUGCUGCUAUAUACUUGUACGAUGUGUAAAAACUAUUGAUGUGAUGGUCCAAUGUAUAUGUGUAAACUAUUCUCACAUUUUAUUAAAGCAUAAAAUACUGUUACUUGCUCUCUUUCGGUCAGAUUCAGGACAAGGACAAGAAGUUUGUGGAAUUCAUCGGUUUAUUACAUCCACAACGUACAAAGAAGUCCAGGUUUUCAGGAACAAAGCAGAUUGCUCAAAGCAGAGGUAAAAAGUGGUCGUCCAGUUAGAAUCAAAUUUCAGCCCGUUGUCAAGACACUACACACUGCACUGACAGGACUAUGUUGCCAUUACGGGAUGAGUGGGAUAGAAGACUUGAUAGAGAUGGG